Dendronephthya gigantea is the source of this 1172-nucleotide messenger RNA. Its product is annotated as hematopoietic prostaglandin D synthase-like. The record is from RefSeq and is a predicted model, not a curated record. Lineage: Eukaryota; Metazoa; Cnidaria; Anthozoa; Malacalcyonacea; Nephtheidae. The coding region runs from base 683 to 1138 and encodes 151 amino acids. Gene Ontology annotation, biological process: glutathione metabolic process. The transcript has 4 exons. Gene Ontology annotation, molecular function: glutathione transferase activity.
AUAUAUUGCUGAGUGCGGCGAAAGACACCGCAGAAAUUGGUGUUUAUGAAGUUUCAACCCGAAAAUCUGAUCACUGGUUCACAUAUUGUGCAUUGCUGCAUCGCUAUUAAAGAGAAAACUAUUGAAUAACUUUAAAAAGUUCGGUUUUUCUUCCGAAUAUGCAUUAUGCAAUCUUUUGACAGCUCAUCAUACACAUCUGAUUCUGACAGCUGUGAAAUGGCUAUUUUGAAGCUUAAAGUAUACACGAGGUUAUUAAUUCCGAUGAUUCGUUUUUGCCGUGUGCAAGCUUUAAAUCUUUUGUGCAAGAUAUAAGAAGAAACUGAGCAGUAAAAACCAAUAAAGACAUAAUUGAAAGUUUGCUUUGAGCAAAUGAAAAGGGUGAAGGGUAAAAGAUUUGAAAAUAGAAUUUUUUUAAAACGUCAUUGGUUAUAGUUAUGCUCAAGGCUGGGACGUGACCGGUCGUGGGAGUAUGUAAUGUGGCAUAAAUUAAGUUGACCCUGCAGAUGAACAUGCAGGUGCAUGUUUGAUCUAAAUGCUAGAAAUGUAUACGUGGCAAAUUUGUUUUAUUUAAAGCCAAUGUAUCUAUCACAGUAUAUUUCUAAUAUUCUUUAUAGAUCUGACAAAAUAUCCAUUCAAUCAAGUGCCAGUGUUAGAGGUUGAUGGAACUAUAUUAUCACACUCAAUGUCAAUUAUGAAAUAUUUGGGAAAAGAGCAUGGUUAUGCACCUGACAGCAAUCUGGGACAAGCUCUGGCAGACGCCAUAGUCGAUCAAUGUCAAGAUUUGAUUAAUCAGUUCAUUUGGGUAUACUUGGCUGAAAAAGAUCCUGAGAGGAAGGAGAAACAAAAGAAGAUUUGGUUCGAAAAAAACUUACCUGCAACCCUAAGAGCGUUUGAAACAAUUUUGAAACGCGAUAAAACAAGAUAUUUUGUCGAAAACAAGAUAACGUACGCUGAUGUUGCAUUCUUCAGUUUGUUCAAUGUUUAUCUUGUACUUGGGAAACCAGAAGUGCCGGAAGAGUUUGCAGGAUAUCCGCUAACACGCUCCUUGUAUGAGCGUAUAAUGCAGGAACCAAGAAUAGCUGGUCACCUAAAGACAAGAGGAGCCUUUUAUAUGAGACAUUUUUCUCUCUCCAUUUAAUUUUUGAGAACCUCUCUUGUUAAAAAAUAUGAUG